This is a messenger RNA of Brassicogethes aeneus, 696 nucleotides long. The record is from the annotation of a GenBank genome assembly. Lineage: Eukaryota; Metazoa; Arthropoda; Insecta; Coleoptera; Nitidulidae.
AUGCUUAAAGAAGAAAUCUGUAAAGAAAUAAGCAAUGCUGGUAUGUUUUCUAUUGAAGUAGACAAACCCCAAGAUAUUUCUGAAUCAUAUAAGAGAAUGCAAAUAUGGAAUAUGGUUUCUUACGAUGCAAAGAAAAAAAUACUUCAAAGCAUUGGCGAAACCAGAUGGUGGGCCAAAGAAAAGGCUUUAACUACAAUCUUUGGUAGUUCUAAUGACUUUGAAUCUUGCCUUUUUGUUGAUUUGAGGCUUUGGGACUUGAAACGAAUCAAAAAGUUUCAAGUGAUAUACGAGUUAUGGCAAAAGAGAGAAAAAACACCUAGAAGAAAACAAUUUUUUGAUGAAAAAUCAAGGAACGAAGGGCCAAGUAACCCUAAUGAAGCUUUUAAAGUGCCAUUUUUUAAUUUCAUAAGGGAUACUGCUGUUGAAUCUAUGAAAAAAAGGUUUGGUAAAAACAUGGACGUUUGUAGAAAAAUGGCGAUCCUCAGUCCGACAAACUUUAUAAAUAUUAAAAAUUCAUUAGUACCAUCAAAUGCUUUGAGAGUUCUUUUAAAUUGCUACCAUAUAAUUCCCAAGCAACACUACAAAAACUUGUUGAAGAGUUGCAUACCUUUGCUAGCAACUGAGAAAACUUUAAACAAACAAUUCAAGAUUCUUAUAACACCUCUUUUAUUCAAGAAGGGGAAGUUGAGGAAAUAG